Messenger RNA from Nematostella vectensis (starlet sea anemone), 3443 nucleotides. RefSeq lists its product as uncharacterized. Bases 1868 to 2809 code for a protein of 313 amino acids. The transcript has 9 exons. Lineage: Eukaryota; Metazoa; Cnidaria; Anthozoa; Actiniaria; Edwardsiidae. The record is from RefSeq and is a predicted model, not a curated record.
CGUUACGUGUUUAGAAGCAUUGAGAUAAUUUAGAAAUGGCCAUCCAGUGGCAUUUUUUGAUCAUUAUAAUUUUUAUGCAGGGCCGUAGUGUGACCAGGUGGUAUUUUGGGUUAUUUUAGAUUUUGCUAAGAUUUUAAGGAAGCGAUUUUUGGAUUGCGAUUAUAAUUGUUUUACGUAUUUUACGGAUUGUUUCUCAAACGUGAUUCUAAUUCGAUCCGUACACGUUUAGGAAUUUACUUUCAACAUGUUUCAAAUUCCUUUAGAUUAAUAUCAAUAGCUUGAUAGUGAUAAUUGAAUCAAGUAAGCGUCCUUUUACCAUUUCCCAGGAAGAUUAGUUUCUAAAUUUGACAGGACAAUGGCGCUGAGUAAUUUGAACGGUAGUAAAUGUUAGCGUCCCUUGAAAAAUGCGCGUCCAAAAGCGAGUAUAAAAGCGGCUGUGUUUACAGUAUCUGUUAGUUUUUUUUUUUUUUUUAGUUUAGUACCGUUGAGCAAAGGAGACGCAUUGCUUGCGCGGCGUGAUGCGGGAGCGAGAUAUGCAGUUGCUCAGGGAAGACAGUCAGCAGAGAUAAGCUACAAGCUUAGAGCGCUGUCCGCACGGGCCUGUCAUGCCAGUUGUGUUCAGUUUGAUUUACCAGUUCCCGAGUAACUUGCAGUACAUGUUACACUCUCGAUGCUGAGCCAGGAAGUUAUCCAUGGCAGUCUGAGAUAGAUAUGGAAGCCCAUAGGGGCCAUGUCAGAUGCAAGAUGCACGAUAUUAUCACAUGUAAGAUGCAAGAUGUCAGAUGCAAGAUGUCAGAUGCAAGAGGUCAGAUGCAAGAUGUCAGAUGCAAGAUGUCAGAUGCAAGAGGUCAGAUGCAAGAUGUCAGAUGCAAGAUGUCAGAUGCAGGAUGUCAGAUGCAAGAUGUCAGAUGCAAGAUGUCAGAUGCAAGAUGUCAGAUGCAAGAUGUCAGAUAUGAUAUGUGUACGAACAUGUGGAUCAUUUGGAGCCUUCCCUAGAAGAGUCAUUGCCAUGUCAUAUUAUCUGCCAGCAUUUGCUAAUGAACAGGGACUUUCCCGUAUCUUUUUGUCUUGUAAUUGUUUUUCUUUAAUAUUUUGCAUUGUAUAGGCGCUGAAAAUUGCUUUCCUUGACAGCAGUUGGUAGGAAAUGAUCUUGUUAAGAAGUACUUUCAUUUAGGUUUUGAAUACAAGGAAAUGUUAGCUCUAUUGUAUGUCCAUCAUGGCGAGACCCUGAGCCUCCGACAUUUGAAACGACUUCUACAUAAGAUGAACCUUAAGAGGAGGGAAGGGGUACCUGACCUCGCAACAGUCAUAGGCAUGAUAGAGGUAAGGAGAUGCACAAACUAAAAAAAAUAUAGCCUCUAAGCUUGGCCUUGAUGUUUUUUUUUAUCUAAAAUUAGCUAUUUUGCACCCUUUGAGAUAUGUCUGCGAAAACCUACCUGAGAUCAUGUACAAAGAACAAUGCAAUAUGGAAUCCUUCGUUUAAUAACAUUAUAUAUUUAUCUAUACAGAAUGAGCUAUUCGGAAGUGGAAACUGCAUUGGUUACAGACAAAUGCACCAGAGACUGCGAAAUGAUUACCAUCUACAAAUUAAUAGGUAUGUACAGCAAUUGCGCACCGUAAAAAUAAGCACUAAAAUUAGUAACAAAAUUUGAAAGAUGUUAUCCAUGCACUUUCAGAGAAACUGUACGGAUUGCGUUGAGAACGCUUGACCCAGAAGGUACAGAACGCAGGAAAUCUCACAGACUGUGAGACUGUGACCUACCGCUCGCAAGGUCCGAACUACUGUUGGCAUAUAGAUGGGUACGAUAAGCUGAAGCCGUUUGGAUUUUGCAUCCAUGGUUGCAUUGACGGGUACUCCAGACGAAUUAUGUGGCUGAGGGUGGCAUCAUCUAACAACGACCCCGCUAUAGUGGCCGACUACUUCGCUGGUUGCAUUAGAAUGAUUAAAGGAGUGCCGAGGCGCAUUAGAGCUGAUAAUGGAACAGAAAAUGUUAACAUUGAGGUGAUGCAAGUAUUCCUUCAUUUUGGUCUGAACGACGAAGCAGCAGUUAGCAAUUUUCAGUACGGAACAUCGGUUGCAAAUCAGCGAUCCUGGCAACAAAUGUGGCGAUAUGGAAACCUACCGUUCAGUCAAGUACCUAUCGUUCAGACUCGAAAGGCGAUGGUCUCUCAAACCAUGCCGUGGAUGGGAACAGAAGCGGAAAUUAUUAUCAAAAAUCGUGUUCAUCGACUACAGCUCAAACAAAUCCGUGGUGGAGGGUCGACUUGCAAAAAAGCCACGAAAAAUCUACGUCUCUUUGUUGUGAAUAGAGCCGACUGUUGUGGCGAGCGACUCGACAACUUUGAGAUACGCAUCGGCGAUAGCCUUGUAAAUGACGGUAACGACAACCCUAGUUGUGGGUCAUCGUACAUCAUCCCACAAGGGAGGGGCAAUACCAUCGCCUGCCAUACCCUGCUAAAGGGUCGUUAUGUCAACAUCUGGAUCCAAGGACCCGAUAAAGUGUUGACCUUGUGUGAAGUAGAAGUGUAUCCGUUCAUAGAAGCGGACCACAUUGGAAAACUCUACUCAAAUCUCCUAAGCCACGCCCUUGCCCGUAACAUUACUACCACACUAGACAGCGGACUGCCUUUGUGGUCAUGCGCAAUGCAGUGCAAUACCUAUCCUGGCUGCGUCUAUUUCUACUAUGACGUCACGACAGGGAUAUGUCAGCUCAGCGAUGUGACGGCUGACCACGCGGGGGGUCUCGCGUCUGGUUGUUCCUUUGCAUAUUACGAGAGAGUAGAGUUUAAAUCCAUCGAGGAAUUCUAAGAUAGUCAAGAAUUACGAGAGAUGGGAGUUCCAAGCCAACUGGAAACUCGAAGGUAAUCAGGCACCGCAAGAGAGUAGAGUUCCUAGCCACAUUGAGGCAUUGAGGAACUCUAAGAUAAUUUGGGGGUGGAGAGGGGGUGGGGGGGAGGAGGGACUCCGAUAAAAACAGACGGAGAUGAUCCUUUGGGUGUGGUCAACAGAAAUUCUUACCCCUAGAGAUAGCUUAUCGGGUGUGGUAGAAGGAGUUUUUAAGCCUAAGCAAUAGAACAGAAAUUCUAGCCAUUGAUCAAAUCUUAGAUAAUCAGUUAUAACGAAAAAAGUAGAGUUCCGAAGCCAAAUCGAUGAUGACACAUCCGAAAACGAUUUCAAUAAGCAUUGAACACUUUUGAUGUAAAAACAAAAUUAGUUAAUAUGUGCCACGGACUAGAUUUCUUGCAAAUCAACAUGCCCAUAUUAUAGUAUGGCGUAGUAGAAAUUAAUACAAUGUGAAGUAUUAGCAAGAAGCCUGAACUAGUGUAACGGUUGAUCAAUCAUGGCAAAUAUGGCAAUAUUUGUGUUUUUUAUUCUGAUAUCGAUUUUUACCUAUGUAUAGAUGAGUGCAUGGCAUCCAUAAAUACACAUAAGAUUUACCACA